GCUGAACUGGAUGAACACAGGAGUCGGGCUGGCUUCCACGGUUACCAAAUACACAUGCGAUUCAGAGCCUGGUCGGUUGUACCUGUGGAUGGGACGACCGUGACGACCCCCAGAUGCCGUCUCCUCCCUAGGGACACGGACGGCGGCAUUGCCAUCUUUGGCAGCAUAUUGCCCUCAGUUCUGAGACUCAUAAGUUUUCGAGCAAUUUUGGCCCGAUUGUCCUUUUCCAUCUUCACUGCCAUGCCCAGUCCAAGAGGAGGGAAAGAACUGAUUGAGUCGGCGCGACAGCGGCAUGUUUGCUGGGAGACGGUGCUUCAGAAACUUGAGGGAGAGUCAGCUCUCUGGCAUUCGACGGACGAAGAUCGAAGGUUGUUCAUUGCUGCAUUUCGCGGCACUAUCAGGCGCAGGGCACUUCGCCAGCCGGUGGCUGGCCGUCGGUAUGCCGCCAGAUGUGUGCUCUGCGAGCGGACAGACGCCUCUGAUGUGGGGCGUCACGAAGGGUCAUGUCGCUGUCUGCAGGGUGCUGCUGGAUGCCCGCGCAGAUCCUGGGCACCAGGACAAACAAGGUGUCACACCGUUUGUCUUGGCAGCUCAGCAUCAGCAGCACGGACCGUUUCUCCUCUUGACCAGCCGUGUGCUACCCGAGAAGCUUCUCGGGGAGCGCGAUGCAACGGGUUGCCAAGCGGCGCACUGGGCAGCCUAUCUGGGCAAUUUGGACAGCCUGCGGUUGCUUGCUUACUUUAAGGCCAACUUUUCAGUUGUGGACGACACUGGGUGCACACCGUUGCAUCGAGCUAUCAUGAACAAGCAGACUGCGGUUUUUGGUUUUCUCUUGGGCAAUAAGGCAGACCCUGCGCUUCUAGAUAACAAAGGAAAGUCUUGCAUGGAUAUCGCGAAGCAGCAUAACGAUCAACGCACUCGCCGAGUGUUGGAGAAGUUGUUGGACUCGAGGCGCGUCAGUAUUCUGGAGGCUUGCAAACAGUUCCUGUUUGUACGCAAGUACAUGCUAUUUUGGUGGCUCUCCGUUACAUUGUGUGUUUCUCAGUAUUUCUAUGUGCUGCGAGAUUACGGCCUGAGUAAACUUUCUUUCUCUGUUUUGCUCUACGAUAUAUGCUUGCCGAUCAUGCUGGUCUCUUUCGUGUGUUCAUCCGUGCUAGAUCCAGGAACAAUGCCAGCUCGGUUAGAGCAGUUUUCAGGCGUGGAGGAUGUCAUGGCUGCUUUCAAUAAUCAUGACAUUAUAAGUGCGGCCGCAAACUUAGAGCGACUGUGUUUCAGUACUUGGGUCAUUAAAGGGCUUCGCACCAAAUACAGCUCAUCGGCUGGACUAUGUGUUGAUGAAUUUGACCAUUUUUGUGUAUGGAUGAAUUCACCAAUCGGCCGCGGUAACCAUCGAGUAUUUUUCUUCCAUGCCUAUGCUCAAUUUCUGGUUCUGUGGUGCCACUUCCAUCUUUGUUUCAGCUGGGCAGUUUCGCUGGCCGGGGAUGUAGCAAAUCAGAACGUGGUAUCUUCUAUGCCGUACUUGUCAUUGGCAAGGGGCUAUCCUUUGCUUGCUGCAUCCUCGCUGGUUUCUUGGCUUGCUCUGCUGUUCGUUGGGAGCCUUGUCGUGAAUCAGACAUUGGGCAUACUCCUCAACAUGACAACGAACGAGUUUAUCAAUCUCGAGCGAUAUAAGCAUUUCUGGGAGGCGCCUGGACAGACAAACGCAGGUGAAUGUCGUGUCUUCACGAACCCGUUCGACAAAGGCUCGUUCUGGCUGAACUGGCUGGACUUCUGGUGUGUGCGACGGCGGCGUGAGACGGGGCCGCAGAGAGCGACGCGCAGCGUGCCCUGGACUCUGUGGUGCGUGCGCUCGGGCCUGGUGCUGCAGACGCGGUGGGGGCAAUGCAAGCGGGACGCUGUGCUCUCUGCGAGGGCGCUCGUGCUCCGACCGAGAAAGCGAGCCUCUGAGCAUCUGCCCUGAGCGCCGGCUGGCGCUGGUCAUUUCUGCGAUGCGCUCGCGAAGGUAGAGUUGGCACACAACGCAAUAUCAUCGGCUGCAUUCACCCUCAUCCGCUCCCACCUCAUCAUGACCCCGACCACGACCCAUGCAUGCAGUAUCAGCAUUUGCCUCAUCGUCCGCGUCGGUGUCAGCAUCAGCAGC
This is a messenger RNA of Prorocentrum cordatum, 2140 nucleotides long. The record is from the annotation of a GenBank genome assembly. Lineage: Eukaryota; Dinophyceae; Prorocentrales; Prorocentraceae.